This is a messenger RNA of Acipenser ruthenus (sterlet), 4431 nucleotides long. RefSeq names its product tubulin tyrosine ligase-like family, member 5 (gene ttll5). The transcript is spliced from 32 exons. Gene Ontology annotation, molecular function: tubulin binding; tubulin-glutamic acid ligase activity. The record is from RefSeq and is a predicted model, not a curated record. Gene Ontology annotation, cellular component: cilium. Lineage: Eukaryota; Metazoa; Chordata; Actinopteri; Acipenseriformes; Acipenseridae. Gene Ontology annotation, biological process: protein polyglutamylation; microtubule cytoskeleton organization. Bases 321 to 4097 code for a protein of 1258 amino acids.
GACGUUAUAGCAAAGCUACAGAUAUUUAAAACUACCAUGCGAAAAUAACAUAAUGUAUGCAAUUGUGCAAUAGCCACAAGUUAUAGUAUUAUUAUUAUUAUUUAUUUAUGUGACAGACGCCUUUAUCCAUAUUAAAAUAAAGCAGUUUAUUUUCUGAAAGUUAUUCUGGGAUUCGUUUAUUUGUUACAGAUUGUAAAACAAUAACUUGUUAAAGUGACCUGCCCUGACCUGACCUGGUUAGAGAUGUCAACACUCAGAAUGUGGAAAAGCUGACAUAAAGCAGAUUGCAUCACCAGACAGUGCCCUGUUAAGUGUAGAAAAUGCCAGCAGUGAGACGUGAUAAAGAUAAUUCAGGGUCUUCCUCGGAAGAAGAGGACCCAGAGGAUCACCCUUGUAUAGCGUGGAGUGGAAUCAGCAAGAGAAUCCCAGUCUUACUUUUCCAAGCGGAAGCAAUUGUAACUAAAGAUGUCAAUGUCCGGUCCAUCGGAGAGCGGUAUCAUUUGGCCUACAAGAUUGUCCGAACUGAGAGCCGUUUGGUUCGCAGUAUUUUAACAGUUCAUGGAUUUCAUGAGGUGCAUCCAAAUAGUAAUGAUUUCAAUCUGAUGUGGACCGGAUCUCAUCUCAAGCCCUACCUUCUACGCAACCUUCAAGAGUUUCAGAAAGUCAACCAUUUUCCCAGGUCGUAUGAGCUGACAAGGAAAGACAGACUUUUUAAAAACAUCCAGCGAAUGCAGCAAUUAAAUGGAUUUAAAAACUUCCACAUUGUCCCACAAACCUUUCUGCUUCCCGUUGAGUAUCAGGAGUUCUGCAGUGCAUACUCAAAAGAUAAGGGACCAUGGAUUAUAAAGCCUGUGGCUUCUUCCAGAGGACGUGGGAUUUACCUUGUCAGCAACCCAAACCAGAUUCCCUUGGAUGAGAAUAUUCUUGUAUCGCGGUAUAUCAGCAACCCUUUAUUAAUUGAUGAUUUUAAGUUUGAUGUGCGGUUGUAUGUGUUGGUAACCUCUUAUGACCCUCUUACCAUUUACCUCUAUGAAGAAGGACUGACACGGUUUGCUACAGUAAAAUAUGAUCGAGCUACAAAGAACAUUAAGAACCAGUUUAUGCAUCUGACUAACUACAGUGUCAACAAAAAGAGCAGUGACUAUGUCAGCUGCGAUGACCCGGAAGUGGAGGACUAUGGGAACAAAUGGAGCAUGAGUGCUAUGCUGAGGUACUUGAAGCAAGAAGGGAAGGACACAACAUCGCUAAUGGCCAAGGUGGAAGAUCUCGUGAUCAAGACAGUAAUUGGUGCUGAACUUCAGAUUGCAACAUCCUGUAAAAUGUUCAUGCCUCACAAGGGGAACUGCUUUGAAUUGUAUGGGUUUGAUGUUCUUAUUGACUCCAAUCUCAAACCUUGGCUCUUGGAGGUGAACCUCUCCCCAUCCUUGGCAUGUGAUGCUCCUCUGGAUCUGAAGAUAAAGGCCAGUGUGAUUUCAGACAUGUUUACUUUAGUGGGCUUUGUUUGUCAAGACCCAUUGCAAAGACAGAGCAGACAAGGAAGAAUACACUUUGAUCCGAGUUCAAGGUAUCAAGCCUUGAAAGCCCAGCGUCAGCGUCCUUUGUCAGCCAAUGAUGCAGAUAACAAUGAGCUGAAGGAGAAACUGACUGGAAAACAAGGGGGAAGCACUCUUGGACUGACUACAGAGGAGCUCAAGGUUCUACGACGUGUAAAGGAGGAACAUGAGAGACGAGGGGGGUUUAUCCGAAUAUUCCCAACUGCAGAAACCUGGGAGCUCUAUGGAGGUUAUCUGGAGCAUAAAACAUCGAUGAACUACAUGUUGGCCACAAGACUGUUUCCAGAAAAAUCUGUAAGACCAGUAGCAUCAACAAAGACACGGAAUGCUUUGAAUGGACAAGUUGCGCUGGGAAUGAGUUUGUUUCAUGUGGAAACUGAACAGCAUGUGGUACAGUAUGAACGGAAACUCAUGUCACUUGAAGCACGUAAGAAGAGAAGACAUCGCAUUGCAUUCAGGUCAAGACUUGGAAAAAAAUCAGGAAGUACUAAAGGGACCAGAGUCCCUAAACAGGAGAGUACUGAGAGUGAGGAAGAAGAUGGCUCAGAGGAGGAGGAGGAAGAGGAGGAAGUGGUGGAAGUGGAAACCGAGGGUACUAAGCAACAACUCAAAGACCAUAAAGAAAAACGGGCACAACCACCUGCAUCUAAUGACUUGGCUUCCAAGGAGACCACUCCAAUAAACACUGAGCAAAAAACUAAAGGCAAGACAUCGAAACAUGAACAUCCAAGCAAGACAAAAAUUAACCUCCUACAGAUUCUUCAGCAAGGGCAGAAUCUCAGUAAGGUGCAAGCUCGUAUGGCAUUUUCAUCAUACCUCUACCGAGUUCAGAAACGACUUAUUACAGAAUGUAGUGCGCAAGGUGACAGUUCAGCUGCGGCAGAAAGAGAAGAUGAACAAAUGGAGUUGGUGAUUCGUUUCCUUAAGCGAGCAGCCAGUAAUCUCCAGCAGGCUCUGCAAAUGGUAUUGCCAAGCCGACGGCUCCCCCUCUCUGAUAGACGAUGCAUCCUCUCUCACCAGCUCGGAGAGUUUAUCCACUUCUACAACAAGGAGACUGAGCAGAUGGUGAAGAAAAUAGAAAAACUAAAGGAGAAUGAACAAUGUGUGAACCCUGACCUAUUCCAGGACUUUGUCACUGAAGCCAGUGAGAGUGAUCUAGAAGAAGUUUUAACCUACUACACGCACAAAAACAAAUCUGCUAGUGUUUUCUUGGGGACGGGAUGCAAAAGUACCAAACCUGGCACCAGUGAAGGCUCUGGAGAGCAUGUUAAUGAUCAGAGCCAGAAGGCUGUAACAGUGUCAAAGGAGGAGGAAUCGAGUGCCUCAGAAUCUUCUGCACCUGUUCCUGCCCAUAAUUCUUCACAGCCGAAGAGCUCUGCCUUGCAUCAUUGCAGAUCAGAGGCCUUAGACUGCAGCCAGAUUCAUAUCCAGCCUCCUCCUCCUCCUCCAUCAGUGCCUCUGUCUACCCAGGCUGUACACGCUGCACCAGCAGCAUUCCUCAGCUGCAACCCUUCUCUGCUGUCCUCCAGAACUUCGUCAGCCACUGUUAUAGCCCACCAUGGCCCAAACAAGGAGGUUCUACCUCGCUGCAGGUCGAGCAGUUACUGUACUCAAGAGAAAGUUUCUUCUUUACCAAGCGCAAUGCAGAUUUACAGCCAAAAACUCUCCCGGUCAACCUCGGCAAGGCAUGUUUCUUUACAGAGCAGUCCCGGAAAGUCUCAACCUGGCUCCGCUGGGGUGUAUAAGGAUGGAGAUAACCUUUCCUCCCAGUGUGACACCAACCAAGAAGCCAUUGCAGCAGCGCUUCAGAGACUGGCAGAGAAACAGGCUGCCAGACAGUACUCUGCAUCCAGUCACAUCAGUCUCCUGACACAGCAUUUGAGCAAUCUUAACCUGGCAAAUGGAGCUGUAAACCAAGGAUUUAAUCCUGCAUGUCGGCCAACUAGUGUAGCAACUGGGCCUCCAAGAGCCAUACAUUCAGAUGCUAGAUUGACCAACGGUCUAAAGGCCCUAAAAGUAGAUGCAUGGGAAGGAGAAGUGGAAAACGCAUAUAACAUGGUCACCGGAGUAACACCUCAGCACAGGUACCAACCCACUGCUGGGAGCUACCAGCUUCAGUUCGCAAUACAGCAGCUUCAGCAACAGAAACUACAGUCGAGGCAACUUCUGGACCACAGCAAGGCAAGGCACAGGGCCAUCCUUGCAGAGCAGCCUCCAUCGGCUCCCCCUACUGUCCCAUUGUCAGUACCAGUCAGCUCUUCCAGCCAACGACCUGUGACCAACAGGACUAGUCCCCAGCUUUCAGCUAAUCCUCUGAGACCAAAGUCAUUCCAAAACACCAGCCUCCUCGCACCAAAACCACCCCCAACCAGCAACAGACAAGGUGUAAUGAGAAAAGUAGCAACCCAGCGUAUAAACAAAGUGAUUUCUUCAGAGGGAAAUGCAAGCAAUGCACACAACGUGCUCUAUGAGCAGGUCUCGGGAAACUCAGGUCUGUCUGUUUAUAACCGUAUGAUUCAGAAUCAGUCGCUGAAGAACAGGUGAAGGAUCUAUCCAUGUGCUUGCUCUGUCCCAACACAUCAUAUUUGUAGAAAGACUGAAGGACAUCCAACAAGGACUAUACGUAUCUCUCUAAUCAGUCAGGAACCGUCAAUCUCUGGUAAUGAGAUAGAUCAGAACGAUAUCACAUGUGGUGCUGGAACCAUUGACUGGGUAUGUUAUGCAGUAAUCAACAAAGGGAGGAAACUGAUUUACUUUUAAGUCCCUAAUGAUGCAUUAUGAACCAGGCCAAGCUGAGUUUAUAAACUGUCACAAGGGAGUAAAAUAAUCAGCCCAAUAGUAUAAUUAAAAUAUAUAUAUGGCUCUUUGAGCUAAUAUA